Brassica napus (rape) is the source of this 2573-nucleotide messenger RNA. RefSeq names its product la-related protein 1C-like. Lineage: Eukaryota; Viridiplantae; Streptophyta; Magnoliopsida; Brassicales; Brassicaceae. The coding region runs from base 1006 to 2175 and encodes 389 amino acids. Gene Ontology annotation, molecular function: RNA binding. The record is from RefSeq and is a predicted model, not a curated record. The transcript has 6 exons.
GUGAUUCUAGUUUGAAGCCUGAACUCUAAUUUUUUUUUUUUUCAAAAACAGAUGUGGUUUUAAGCGUUUUCAACAUAUAUUCAUUUUCCAAAUGCAAAAAGAAAUGUUUAUGCGUAUGAAAGAAGAGAGAGGUAGAGUGAGAGAGAAAAAAAUAGGAAUGGAGAGAUGGGAAGCUUGAGAGAGUUGGAUGAUUGUAAAGGGUAAAGACCGUGUUCAUCACAUAUGUCUAGUGGAUUUCUAUAGUCCUCCGGACCGGUGAAAUACCUCUCUUGGAUUAGAUAAGGAGGUGAACACCGGGUGUCAAGCUUUCAUGUUUAGUCAGUAUAUUAUAUUUGGAUUUUUUCCGCAGAAUUGUGUUCUAGUUGUAAUACAUAGUCGUUAUGUUUUAGUGGUUUUAUAUGAUUUGAUAUCUGAUAUUUUCAUGAUGAAACCUUAUUUAAUUUAACUGAUCAAAAUAAAUUUGACGUGUAUGAAAUACUUGUCAACCGUAAGAUCUUGCAAAAUAUUUAGAAAAUACUUUAAGAUUUUAUUAUUUUGUUAUUAAAUCUUUCUGAAUAAUCUAGAUAACUUUAAAGUUUUAACAAUACGGUGUCAUAAUAUUUUACAGUUUAACAACUUAUAGAAAUUCGUUUUAAGAAUAAAUUAAUAAUUUUCUUUUCCGCUGUACAAAAGGAUAUAUAUUAAACAACAAUCAAAAGUUUGAAGAAGAGGAAGUCUCAUCUUAGUUUUGAUCGUUUUCAUCUUCUGAGAAAUUUGUUGGUUGGUUCCUAUGUUUUUCUAUUUUGCAUUGGACUUUCCUUUAUCAUAAUUUCUCAGAUGUUUCGUGAUUCUUUCUUUUACCGACCUUUAAGAGUUUUCUUUUCUUUGUUUUGGGAUCAUAUAUAUGUUUAUUUAAGACACUGAUCAUAGUUUCGUACAAACAAAAACUACUAGAGAAAACGUCUGGACCUUCUGAAACCACGGCAACUAACAGUGUCGAUUCCGUCUGUUUCGUCUAUAAAGAUCAUGGAGAAGGAGAAAUCAGACUACUCUGAGAAGUUCGAGGGUAAUGCGGACAAACCGGCUAGGAACAAGCAAAUCAUGGAAGCUUUGUCGUGGCCAUCACUUACCGAGACAGCGAAAGCAGCUCUUUGUUCGAACAAGUCUUCCACUGAUUCGUUAAAAAGUAUUGGCUGUGACGGAUCAUCAUCAUCGGUCUCUUUUUUCUCUCAGCGAAGUAGCAGUCUUGCUGAAACAGAACGAAUGCACCAAGAAUUCUUUACCCACGGCACGGUUGUUCAACCCUCAGGAGAAAGUUCAUAUGGUAAUCCUUUACCAUACACUUCUCCUAGGGGUCAUAAGCAAGGAAACGAGUUUGCAUCACGGGCCCAUGUCAGUACCCAAAACCAACAUCAACAGAAUUCAAAAGAGAACCAACAUGUUACCCAUCAAAGUCAGGGAGGCAGACAGAAUCAAGAACAUGUGAAACAGAACUGGAAUCCCCAAGGAAAAUUUAAUGGGCAAGGAGGAUUCCCACCUCCACCAAGAGGAGGUACACCAGCAUUUGUAAGGGCAUCACCACCAUCAAUCUAUGCUCAGCAUAUUCCAGUUCAGCAUUAUUUUUAUCCUAUAGCAUUUACUGACUUGCCACCACCAAUGAUGUAUCAUCCACAUCGUAUGCCCUUCAUCGACCGUCUUGCUGUAUUGUUUCCAUCUCAAAAUCCUGACCGCAUGCCCUUUAUCGAGCCUCCUCCUGUCUUGGUCCCAUCUCAGAAAGCUCCCCUCAAAACCAAAAUACUGAAUCAAGUUCAAGAAGCUCCCCUCAAAAUCAAGAUACUGAAUCAAGAUAAAAAAGCUCCCCUUAAAACCAAGAUACUGAAUCAAGUUCAAUAUUAUUUGAGCGAGGAUAAUUUACCAAACGAUGUAUACCUUCGCAAGCGCAUGAAUGAUGAGGGCUUUGUUCAUAUAGAGUUUAUCUCUGGUUUCAAUAAGCUUAAAGCACUAGCAAGUAAUGUCCAGCUGAUAUUGGAUUCCCUACGAGAUUCAGAUAUCAUUGAAGUGCAGGGCUAUGAAAUAAGAAACCGGCAUGUCUGGAGAAAAUACGUUAUGCCUCAAGACUGGCGGGUUACUUUUUAUCCGAGCCCAGAAUAUGCAAUGGCUGACAACCAUCAAAACAUGCAGCUCGAGCAGAACUAGAAGAAGUCCGAUCAAGUUCAAGCAAUCAAAAAGCCGAUAAUAAUAAUAAGAAAUCAGUUGGUUGUAUACCGUCUUCAAAUCUAAGUUGGAGGAGUUUUUGCUUUUGCAUAGAGAGGAUUGUUGGAUUUAUGUGAAGCUACCAUCAUUUUGCAUAUGAUGUCAAUUAACAUUUUGUCCUUGAACCAAAACAAAUAUAACAAACUGAGAAAAGCUAUUAAAAAGGCUAAAAGAGUAGUGUAGAAUAAAAUUUUGAGUUUUAUGACUCUAGUUUGCAGAAUUUUAUUUUUUAUUUCAAUUUUCUUUUAUUGCUUUUAGGCCUAGGCAUUUUACCCGGACCCGAACACCCGAACUGGAACCGACCCGAAAAUACAGGUUCGGGUCCGGGUCCAUGCUAAGUA